AUGCUUCUGAAUCCGUUCCGACCAUGCGAGGGCUCGCCAACAUUUCAAGAAGAGUAUAGGGGCAGCUACGUACCAGCAGUUAUCAAUACAGGACAUGGCCUCCAGGUUGUGGCGCCGGAUACUCCAUACGUGGCAGCGGCCGGCAAAGACAAGUUAUACUUUAUCGACACCCGCUUCGAUGCUGAGACUGCAAAGCACGUGAAGGAACAAAUCGAGAAGGCAACUGUACCAAAUCCGGAGGAGUACAUCGCUAUAGACGAGAUUUCAGCUACGGCGGAAAUAAAAAACUCUGUGACCGGCGAGACGACAUUCGUGUUCGACCCCUCCUAUGCCAGGGUGCUGUUUGCAAAGGGAAUAAACAGGCGCAACCCGGAGCUCAAACUGCCCGAGCAUGAGCCCGCCGGCGAUUGGCUAGACUCACGGAACGAGCUAAUCGGUUUUGCUACGAUUUCGGCUGUUACUCCAAUCAGGACUGCAUACGGCCAAACACAUAGCAACUGCCGGAUUUGCCACCAUUAUAGGGUUGACAACGAGUGUGACGAAGCGUUGACUAAUGCCCUCGGUGUGUGCCACCCUAAACUCUGUUCGAAGGCUGUCGACAUACCAAAGGAAGAUGGAGAGACGGACGCCAGCUAUUAUGAAAGGAUGGACAAGUUGCACUGGGCAUGA
Messenger RNA from Penicillium psychrosexuale, 669 nucleotides. RefSeq lists its product as uncharacterized. Bases 1 to 669 code for a protein of 222 amino acids. NCBI's taxonomy places the organism in Eukaryota, Fungi, Ascomycota, Eurotiomycetes, Eurotiales, Aspergillaceae. The record is from RefSeq and is a predicted model, not a curated record. The transcript has 2 exons.